Molecule: messenger RNA, 587 nt
Organism: Umbelopsis ramanniana AG
Lineage: Eukaryota; Fungi; Mucoromycota; Umbelopsidomycetes; Umbelopsidales; Umbelopsidaceae
Exons: 3
Biological process (GO): translational elongation; translation
Molecular function (GO): translation elongation factor activity; GTP binding; GTPase activity
Source: RefSeq, a predicted model, not a curated record
AUAGGUAAGGAAAAGACUCACGUUAACGUCGUCGUCAUCGGUCACGUCGAUUCUGGAAAGUCCACCACCACUGGACACUUGAUUUACAAGUGCGGUGGUAUCGACAAGCGUACCAUCGAGAAGUUCGAGAAGGAAGCCGCUGAACUCGGUAAGGGUUCCUUCAAGUACGCUUGGGUUCUUGACAAGCUCAAGGCUGAGCGUGAGCGUGGUAUCACCAUUGAUAUCGCUCUCUGGAAGUUCGAAACUCCCAAGUACCAUGUUACCGUCAUUGAUGCCCCCGGACAUCGUGAUUUCAUCAAGAACAUGAUUCACCCUCGGUGUCCGCCAACUUAUUGUUGCCAUCAACAAGAUGGACACCACCAAGUGGUCUGGCGACCGUUAUGACGAAAUCGUCAAGGAAGUUUCUUCCUUCAUCAAGAAGAUCGGUUUCAACCCCAAGUCCGUUCCCUUCGUCCCCAUCUCCGGAUGGCACGGAGAUAACAUGUUGGAGGAGUCCACCAACAUGCCCUGGUUCAAGGGCUGGACCAAGGAAACCAAGGCUGGUUCCAAGUCUGGCAAGACCCUUCUUGAGGCUAUUGAUGCCAUCG